Poecilia reticulata (guppy) is the source of this 1103-nucleotide messenger RNA. It is a transcript of the gene pde6gb, whose product is annotated as phosphodiesterase 6G, cGMP-specific, rod, gamma, paralog b. NCBI's taxonomy places the organism in Eukaryota, Metazoa, Chordata, Actinopteri, Cyprinodontiformes, Poeciliidae. The record is from RefSeq and is a predicted model, not a curated record. Gene Ontology annotation, biological process: visual perception; positive regulation of G protein-coupled receptor signaling pathway; positive regulation of epidermal growth factor receptor signaling pathway. Gene Ontology annotation, cellular component: photoreceptor outer segment membrane. Gene Ontology annotation, molecular function: cGMP binding; 3',5'-cyclic-nucleotide phosphodiesterase activity.
UCCAAACCAGCCCUCACAGCGAGCCUAGCAUAGAAGUCCACUCAUCUGCUAGACUGAGCAGUGCUGCACCCACAUCCACUCGUUUGGCUGAGCUUCAAUCAAUCUGGUGAUUUCAUCACGACAGCUUCACUUCUGAGAAACCCAACGACUCACCUGCGCACGUCCUUUCGGAGUGCUCAAAAUGAAUCUUGAGCCACCCAAAGCUGAAAUCAAAUCAGCCACCCGUGUAACCGGAGGCCCCGCCACUCCUCGCAAGGGCCCGCCCAAGUUCAAGCAGCGGCAGACCAGACAGUUCAAGAGUAAGCCUCCAAAGAAAGGAGUUCAAGGCUUUGGAGAUGACAUUCCUGGCAUGGAGGGCUUGGGCACAGAUAUCACCGUCAUCUGCCCCUGGGAGGCCUUCAACCACCUGGAGCUGCACGAGCUGGCCCAGUACGGCAUCAUCUGAGCCUUCCCGCUACGGGCCGAGUGUUUCCGACCACCUGCCUCAGGCCCCAUCCGAAACCUCUAAACGGAACUGUUCUAAACAAAAAACCAAAAUAACGAACUGUAACAAACAUAAAAAUCGGAAAAAGAGAAAAAAGUGACCAAAAAAAAAAAGAAGUAUAUUCUCUGACCCUGGACUCUCCGACUCUUACACAACCUCUGCUUGUUUAGGAUCUGUUUGUUUUUGUUUUUUUUACAUCUUCACUCAGUAGCUCUGCUCCGUCAUUCCCCCACCAACAACAACAACAACAAAGGAACAUCUACGCCUGCUCUCUGCUCUUUUGCUUUCUCUUCUCUCUCUCUUCUCGUCUGUCCUGUACACGGAUAAAAACAAGAAACCUACGCAAGCAAGGCAGCCUCACAGUGAGUUUAAGUGACAGACCCGUGAAACAGGUGGGCUCCCGUUUCACGUGCCUCGUUCUCCAUAUUAAGAGGGUUCUUCCAUCGAUGCCGAACACAUUAAAAUCCUGAACCUGAAUUCUGUAGAGAGCAGACACCGGCUCGACAUUGCUAAGCGUAAAAACAAUAAUCAGAGCGCCACGAUGCAAAAUAAAACCGCCCCCUUUUACUGCACAAAUCAAGACUUUAAAAUCAGCUCAAAAACUGGCGUGUUAUUGCAA